Corticium candelabrum is the source of this 989-nucleotide messenger RNA. RefSeq names its product NADH-cytochrome b5 reductase-like. The transcript is spliced from 5 exons. Gene Ontology annotation, molecular function: cytochrome-b5 reductase activity, acting on NAD(P)H. The record is from RefSeq and is a predicted model, not a curated record. The coding region runs from base 72 to 989 and encodes 305 amino acids. NCBI's taxonomy places the organism in Eukaryota, Metazoa, Porifera, Homoscleromorpha, Homosclerophorida, Plakinidae.
UUUAACUGGCUGGCUGCGCAGAAGGACGAAUACUGACUGAGCAAUCACGUUGUCGUGGCACACGUUAGCAUAUGGAUAACGUCGCCUCUGUGGCGUGCUGGAUGCGACCUGAGCCUCAUAAGCCUGAAGAAUCAGAAUGUUGUGGUAGUGGGUGUGUUCCUUGUGUAUUCGACGUUUACGAGCAAGAGAUGAGCAAAUGGAGAGAGGAGGUGGUUGGUGGUGGACGACAUGUACUAGCUAGUUGUACCAGAAGCUGUCUCUCUCCUCUGGAGUUUCGUCAUUGUGAGCUAGUGAAAAUCAAACAAGAAAGUCAUGACACGUGGAGAUACGCAUUUAGAAUACCUCAUGACGGAAGUUUGAAUCUAAAAAUGGGACAACAUAUUGUGCUCAGAGCUGUAUUAAAUGGUGACUGCAUUGUCAAAUCAUACACACCUGUAAGUCCUCUUGAAGCUAAAGGAUACUUUGAAGUUAUAAUCAAGCUUUACGAAACUGGUUUGAUGUCUCGGUGUAUUAAAACAUGGCAAGUUGGCAGGACAGCUGAAUGGAAAGGACCAUUUGGAGACUUUCCUUAUGUUCCUAAUAAAUAUAAACACGUUGGAAUGUUGGCUGCUGGAACAGGCAUUACUCCUCUUUAUCAGGUUGCACGUGGUAUUGUUAACAACGAAGAAGACGAAACAUUCAUACGAUUGAUAUAUGCUUGUCGGACUGCAAAAGAAGUUUUACUGAAAGAAGAACUUGAUCAACUUGCAGAGUUUUGGAACUUUAGAGUUGUCUAUGCUCUGAGUCAGGAUCCUGGUGUUGAUCAGAUUAGUCGUUAUGGUGAUAUAGUGGUACAUGGAAGAAUAACAGCAGCAUUAGUUUCUACAGAAAUGCCACCAAGUGUUUCUGGUACAAUAACUCUUGUCUGUGGAACAUCUUCAUUUAACAAGGACAUGAUAAUCUUUCUACGCUCAAUGGGAUACAUCGACUCAAUGUAUUUCAAGUUCUGA